GUCCGCUCCGCUGUGCUGCGUCGAUUAGCGCUGGAGAGGCGGAAGGGGCUGAGGGAUUCUGUUAUUAUCGGUAACAGAUAUCCGAGUCCACCUGUGUUUUAGUGCGGACUGGACGACGAGAUAUUGAGGCGGAGAGCCCCUGCUAAAGCGCCGAGAUGUUGAAUAUGUGGAAAGUCAGGGAGUUGGUGGAUAAAGCCACCAAUGUUGUGAUGAACUACUCAGAGAUAGAGUCCAAGGUUCGAGAAGCCACCAAUGAUGACCCCUGGGGCCCAUCGGGUCAGCUCAUGGGUGAGAUUGCCAAAUCCACAUUUAUGUAUGAGCAGUUCCCUGAAGUUAUGAACAUGCUUUGGACCAGAAUGCUGAAAGACAACAAGAAGAAUUGGAGGAGAGUUUACAAGGCCUUAUUGCUAUUAGCGUACCUCAUCAGAAACGGCUCAGAGCGGGUGGUCACCAGCGCCAGAGAACAUAUUUACGACCUGCGUUCUAUGGAAAAUUAUCAUUUUGUAGAUGAGAAUGGGAAGGACCAGGGCAUUAAUGUACGGCAGAAGGUUAAAGAAAUGGUCGAGUUUGUUCAGGAUGAUGAUCGGUUACGUGAGGAGAGGAAGAAAGCUAAGAAGAAUAAAGACAAAUACAUUGGAGUAUCUUCUGACAGCAUGGGAGGCUUCAAACAAAGUAACUCGGGAGAACGAUUUGACCCCGAAUCCAAAAGCAACUGGGACGAGGACUGGGACAAAAACAAGAGCAGCUUCCCGUUCAGUGAAAAAUUUGGGGAGAUAAGUGACAAAAUUGGAAGCACCAUUGAUGACACCAUCAACAAAUUCCGCAAGAAGGAGAGAGAUGACUCGCCAGACCGCAUCAGUGACAAUGAGGAGGACAAAGUUUCACGGAACGGUCGUCUUGCAAAGUCAGAGUUCAAGGAUGAUGAAGAAACUGUAACAACCAAGAGCAUCCAGAUCACACAGAACACAGAUACAAUCACCUCCACCACCACUACCACCUCCACACGCAAACGCGGCGGAGUCCCGUCCAAAACCGUCGACUUGGGCGCAGCGGCACAUUACACUGGCGGCAAAAGCAGUCCCGAUGCUGACAACAACAAGGCAUCAUUGAGUCAGACAUCCAGCAUAGGGUUUGCAGACCUGUUGAUGGUGGACUCUGGCUCUGCUCAACCAGUGUCUUCAGUUGGAAGCUCAGAUCUCAUUGGUGACUUUGCUGACUUGUCCUCACCUUCUGCCUCUGCCAGUCUCCCGUCAGCUGCUGGUUCGCUGUCUACUGGUAACGGUGAGUUUGGUGACUGGAACGCCUUCUCCUCCACCAGUCCUCCUGCUGCCACUGCUCAAUCUGCCAUCCCAGACCUGUUCAGUGACGUACCCGCUCCGGCCGCCCCCGCGCCCACAUCCACCCAACCUCCUUCCGCUGACCUCUUCGACCUGAUGGCCCUCAACAACAGCAGCCUCAGCGCAUCCCAAAGCAUGACCUUCAACAUGUGCUCGCAGAACGCAACCACACCUCUGUCCAGAUCACAGACAAUAGGGGGUCCCUUAUUGACUCAGCAGAUGGGACUACAGAAGUCAGGGGGGAAGGUAUCAAUGCCCGCCACCUGGUCAGACUCAAGCGUCAACAUCAGCCUGGAUUUCCUGUCUGCAGGCCUGAAUCCUCCCAAGCCCUCACAGCCCACACUCAAUACCAUGAUACAGCAAGGUGUUCAGCCACCCUUGAACAUGGUCACCCAGAAUUUGGCCGGAAUGGCACUCAAUGCCCAGCCGUCAGCAGCUACUCCCCGAGCAGGAGUGACCCCCAUGAUGGCCGGAGGGACCAUGGGCAUGGGAAUGCCUCCUACUAUGGCAACAGGCACCAUGGGAAUGGGCUCUGUGGGUAUUGGAGGAAUGCCUGUCAAUCAAGGACUAAUAGGCAUGAAUAUGGUGCCUGCUGGAAUAGGUGCCCUUGGUGUGCCCAGCAUGAGUAUUGGCCAGAGCAUGAACCCCGCCAUGGUGCAACCUAAACAAGAUGCCUUUGCAAACUUUGGCAACUUUGGGAAAUGAAGGCUGAUCCACUCCAAGAGGGUUAACGGUCCAAAUACACCUUCUCAAAAGAAGGAGCUGCAUUCAGUAAAAUGGACAAAACUAGCCAGUGUCACAACUCUUCAAUCAUUUGCCCCUAUACGUUAACAGAUACAGAGAAACAACACACACACACACAAGAAUCUGCUUUUAUUUCAUGUGGGGUUGAUAAUCUGAUUUUUCUUUUGUAAAUGGUGCAAAGCAUAUUGUAUACUUUUAAAAGAAAAGAAAAAGAUGGCUGUGUGCAGUUUGGUACAUUUUUCCACUGUUUCAUAACAGAAACCUCAGACUUUUUUUCUCCCCCUGUUCACCAUUUCAAAUACAUCUGAUUUCAGAAAUUACCUCAUAUUUUGCAUCACUCAUGCUGUGAUUUAAAGGCCGUGAAGGGUUGACUUUGUAAAUAUCUCGGUGUGCAAAAAGUAAAUUAUUUUACUCACUUCUCAGAUGGUAUAAGACGGGACAAACUACCACAGGUCCUUAAUAUUUACUAUUGUUUUUGUUAACGAUUUGAAUUGUUACAGUUUGUCUGAUAUACCGUCACUCCUUAUAUUCCGUUAUCACUCCAACAUCUGUUAUUUAGAUGGGGUUUUUUUGUUUGUUUUUGUUUUUUUACAGACUAUAUCUGAUAUAGUUUCAAGACUUUCGUGUAGCAAGCUGCCUGAGCGAAAUUUGAAGUGUGCCUCCCGGUGAAAAUGGCCACCUUUUUAAUACAAAUUUGUAUGAAGGUUAUUAACUGUACUUGAUGGAUCCGAAACUGUUACAUGAAUAGCGUAAGCCAUUACAUUCUUGAAUGAUUUUUAGGGGUCUCUUCCAACCGAGUUUGAGAAACAUGUGCUUUGGUGGUAGCAGGAGUGGUGUUACACAUUUCUAUUAACUACUUGAAUUGGUAUUUAUAAUGCCUCAUAAUAACAGUCAUAUCUAUUGUUCUUUUUUGCAUGUCGAUUUUACAGUUUUAAGCAUUGAUGCGGGUCAGUUACAUUUAUGUAAUGUCUAUGGUGGCUAUGGAAUCGAUGAAGGUAUUGUGAACCCUAAAUUAAGUUUACUGGCGCCCUUUUUAAAAAAAAAAAAAAUUGGUUUUGUCCAUUUUCCCAUAUGCUGCUUUACACCUAAACAAACAAAGGGUCCUCCAACAGGCACCGAGGCAUUAUGUUCCAAAUGACCAAAUCUUUAUUUUAUUACUAUUUAGAUUUAUUCCAUAGGGGUUUAGUUUCUUAUUUUAAUACUUAACAUUAUACAGAGAGAUCAUGUGCUUAAUUACAUUGUUCUAGACAUGGGUAAAUUCAGUGAACACUUUUUAGUUUAUGCAAAUGUAAAGAGAAACAGAAGAUCGAGCGCCUCUUUCAUUAUAGUUUCUUUUCAGAUUUAAUUUUUUUGAUUUUAUUGUACUCAAAAGAUUUUGUUUAACAUUAAACGAUUUCAUCAAAAA
Molecule: messenger RNA, 3486 nt
Organism: Rhinichthys klamathensis goyatoka
Lineage: Eukaryota; Metazoa; Chordata; Actinopteri; Cypriniformes; Leuciscidae
Gene: clint1b
Product: clathrin interactor 1b
Exons: 12
Coding region: 156-2042 (628 amino acids)
Biological process (GO): endocytosis
Cellular component (GO): plasma membrane; clathrin vesicle coat; endosome
Molecular function (GO): clathrin binding; phospholipid binding
Source: RefSeq, a predicted model, not a curated record